This is a messenger RNA of Myotis brandtii (Brandt's bat), 1046 nucleotides long. It is a transcript of the gene TRNAU1AP, whose product is annotated as tRNA selenocysteine 1 associated protein 1. Gene Ontology annotation, biological process: selenocysteine incorporation. The transcript has 8 exons. Gene Ontology annotation, cellular component: nucleus. Gene Ontology annotation, molecular function: tRNA binding. The record is from RefSeq and is a predicted model, not a curated record. NCBI's taxonomy places the organism in Eukaryota, Metazoa, Chordata, Mammalia, Chiroptera, Vespertilionidae. The coding region runs from base 229 to 903 and encodes 224 amino acids.
GCUGGUUACUGUUUUGUAGAAUUUGCAGAUUUGGCCACAGCCGAGAAGUGUUUGCAUAAAAUUAAUGGGAAACCCCUUCCAGGAGCCACACCUUUACUUAGCUUCCAGCUGCACCAAGCUGGCACACGGGGGCUCAUAGAACCAUGGAGCUGGCAGUGCCCUUAGCGGUCAUCCGUGCAACCCCCUCAUUUUAUACAGGAGAAAAAGCUGAGGCUUAGAGAGGGGGAGAUGUUUUGGCAAGUUUGUUUGUUUUUAAAUUUCCAGGCAAAACGUUUUAAACUGAACUAUGCUACUUAUGGGAAACAACCAGAUAACAGCCCUGAGUACUCCCUCUUUGUGGGGGACCUGACCCCAGACGUGGAUGACGGCAUGCUGUAUGAAUUCUUUGUCAAAGUCUACCCCUCCUGCCGGGGAGGCAAGGUGGUUUUGGACCAGACAGGCGUGUCUAAGGGCUAUGGUUUUGUGAAGUUCACAGAUGAACUGGAACAGAAGCGAGCCCUAACAGAGUGCCAGGGAGCAGUAGGACUGGGAUCUAAACCAGUACGGCUGAGUGUGGCAAUCCCUAAAGCUAGUCGUGUGAAGCCCGUGGAAUAUAGUCAGAUGUACAGUUACAGCUACAACCAGUAUUACCAGCAGUACCAGAACUACUAUGCUCAGUGGGGCUAUGACCAGAAUACAGGCAGCUACAGCUACAGUUACCCCCAGUAUGGCUAUACCCAGAGCACCAUGCAGACAUAUGAGGAAGUUGGAGAUGAUGCUUUGGAAGACCCCAUGCCACAGCUGGAUGUGACCGAGGCCAACAAGGAGUUCAUGGAGCAGAGUGAGGAGCUGUAUGAUGCACUGAUGGAUUGUCACUGGCAGCCCCUGGACACAGUGUCUUCAGAGAUCCCUGCUGUGAUGUAGCCAAGACAAAGAACAAGCCAGAAUGGAGGACUAUGUGAGGGAGAAAAGACUUCUUUAAAAACAACUCAAGAACUUUCACCUUUGGGAAAUGUUUUAUACGAUUUUAAUAAUCAACUUUCAUGAGAUUAUGAAUAAUACUGCAA